AUGCCAGCGUCGACUCUGCCGAGAUUGCAAGAAUGUGUGCUGAUGGAAAUCACCGAGCCAGGAUUCACCGACAACAACACACAUGGUCGAAAUAUGAAUCUCGAUCUUGGUUCGCUCCGCAGCGUUGUCGCUGCCGCCGAACACGGAAGCUUCCGACAAGCUGCGGCUGCUCUCAACCUCAAACAAUCGGCAUUGAGUCGUCGUGUUCGCCACCUUGAAGAUCAAGUGGGCGUUUCGCUGUUCGAGCGCUCCAGUGGAGGAGUGCGCCUUACCCCGGCUGGCGCGAGCAUGGCACAAGCGGCCCGCCGUCUGUUCGAAGAAAUAGACGACAUGAUCAAGGCUUCGCAGUUGGCCGAUCGUGGGGAAGCCGGUGUCCUCAAAGUAGGAUUCGGGACGGCCGUAUCGACCAGCAAGGUACGUACCCUCAUAGCAGAUCACAUUGGGUCAUUUCCCGAAGUCGCCAUACAGGUUGCCGAACGAUCUGCGGCACAGCUGAUAACAGCCCUCGCGACGGGAGAUGUGGACCUCGCCAUCAUUGCAGGCGAGGCACGCCAACACAGCGGACCUUCGAUAUCCUUGUGGUCGGAGCGCAUUGUUGCGGCUCUGUCUUCGCGGCACCCGCUCUCAAACAGCGAGGUCAUCGAUUGGAGUGAUCUGAAGGACGAGACAUUUCUUCUCAGCCAAUGGGAUCCGGGUCUUGAUCUUCGUAACCUGAUCCUCAAGAAACUCGCGGCGCCGGGUGAUACCCCCAAGAUUGAGACCUGGGACACCAGCAAUGAGAAGGUCCUCGGGAUGGUCGAGGCAGGACUUCAUGUCAGCGUUCAUUUCGAGUCAUGGACCAGUCUUACCUAUACCGGCGUCCGCUUUCGCGAAAUUCGCG
Molecule: messenger RNA, 880 nt
Organism: Ostertagia ostertagi
Lineage: Eukaryota; Metazoa; Nematoda; Chromadorea; Rhabditida; Trichostrongylidae
Source: the annotation of a GenBank genome assembly